GAAUACCCCCCGUCAGAGGCCAUACACUGAGUGAGUGCUGAGAGAGAUGGGGCACGCACAGAGGAAUUGGUGACCCAACAAACCUCUUGGCAAACUACCACCAUUGGCCAUCAAGCGAGUCAGCUUGAACGAACAACCUUCUGGAGUUUCUGGUUCGCCCCAGGAAGCGUAAAAAACCUAUACCGAACGGCUUGUUUAAAAACUAUAACGGUUACCGUUUUCGUAUACAACAGAGUUGCAGUUUUUUUUGUUACUCGGCCAGCAGUCUGUUAUUGGAAAUGUUCGGUGCGCACCUAGCCGAUACGCUGAAUCGGCAUAAAGUUAGUUGGCACAGUUAGCCAAGGGCAGAAAUGCUGACCCCCAUGUGAUUAGGCAUAUUAGAAAACAACGUAAUAGUCAAUGGCCUCAUAAACUCUCAGGUUCUUGAAGGAACACACUCAUUACUCAGGAUCAAUUCAGUUAAUAAGUUCUGCAGGUUAAUCAUAAGUUCAAGCGUUGUCGUGCCGCCAUGUCGGCAGCAGCUCAAUUUGGAUGACGUGAAAUCGGAACGACUUUUCUGUGCGACCAUAUCCUCAGACCGAGAAAUAGCGACAGCAAAUACAGAACAACAAGUGCCGAUCAUAAUAGUGAAGUUUACACAUAACCCAGCCUUUAAGUGAGAGUAAAAAUUUCAAGGACUUGUUCCUCUUGCUUAAUGGUACGAUGUCUGCGAAGAUUACAACAUUCGGGCCCCUUUGGGACCUCAGGGUAACUUUCCUACUCCUAUUCGGUUUCAGUGACGUGGUACAGACUUUGCGACUUCACCGCCUUGAUAUCCCACGGACUGCGUAUGUCGGCGACUCAUUGUGGCUCAAUUGCUCGUACGACCUCGAGUCAGACGAUUUCUACGCAGUAAAAUGGUACUUCAACAAUACCGAGUUCUACAGUUAUUCGAAUAACAAGCCGGACUUCUUCGAACCGCCGGGCAUUCAUAUAGACCAACACAUUUCCCUCGAGGGCAACGUAUUCCUGCAGAGCGUGAGCCUUCAAGCAGAAGGUGUGUACAAGUGUGAGGUGACGGCAGGGCGACCAACGUUUCAGACUGUUGCCCAGGAGCAAUUCCUCGAAGUUUACAUGAUGCCAACAACUCCGCCAGCGAUUAAGGAAUCGACCAAAGAGGGAUUAAUAACGUACGCACUCGGCGACGUCAUCAAUGUUAACUGCACGUCGCCACUGUCGAAGCCUGCCACGAGGCUAAAUUGGCGGAUCAACGAUAAACCGGUCCCAGCAUCAGCCCUAAUACCAUACGCGCCACUGCCUGGCUCCAGUGGGCUGCAGUAUUCGCACUUAGGUUUGCGCAUUAAACUCGAACCGCCCAUUGUAAAUAGCGGUGACUCCUAUCUGCGAUUAGCUUGCGACGGAGAGGUUCGACGUGAGAGACAGAUAGAACGACAGGUCAAAGUAAUAUCGCCUCGGGGAACCAGUCCAGCUGACUCUAAUCCGAAAAUCGCGUAUGUCAAGCAACAGGACAUGUUAAACGCGACGUGCACCGUUCGUGAUACAAACGAAGCUAGCCACGUUACGUGGAUAUUAAACGGACGCAAACUGGACUCCGACUCUGCAAAGCUGGUCACGUUCAUGCGAACACGGCCUUCGUUAAGCAUCCAAUCGGAGCUCAGCGUCCAGCUCUCACGCGCUGAUCGCGAACGGCCCCUGCUUCGCUGUGUGGCUAUUCAGGCCUACACACUAUGGAAUGGAACGAACGUUCGCGAGCGCAAAAUACAUACGCGAAGUGCAGGAUUUUUCUACAUAAAUGGCGCCACACAACGGGCAAGCCCCUUAAUCUCAAUGGCCGCAUUGAUGACGCUGAUUCAAGCCGGAGUCGAUCUGCUGACACAAACAAGCCUUCUACAAGAAGUGUAGGCAACAUCAAUAGCAGCAGGAGCAAUGAACCUCAAACAAGAACAGAACAUCAAUUGUCUACAUAAUUAACGAUCUAGCGAGAUUUUUCUAGAGAACAAAUAGAUCAUGGAGUAAAAAUAUAGAGUAAAUAUAAGCUAUGAUAAAUGGUAUAUUGAUGUCGAA
Messenger RNA from Varroa destructor (honeybee mite), 2064 nucleotides. RefSeq lists its product as uncharacterized. The record is from RefSeq and is a predicted model, not a curated record. NCBI's taxonomy places the organism in Eukaryota, Metazoa, Arthropoda, Arachnida, Mesostigmata, Varroidae.